AGCCGGGCGCCGCCAUGUUGCGGGGUCCUCGCUGGGACGCGUAGGUAUCUUCAUAAGAUGCCGGCUCAGCGGCGCUCGGCUUUUUCCCCCCAAGAUGGCGUCCAUGCGGGAGAGCGACACGGGUCUGUGGCUCCACAACAAGCUGGGGGCCACCGACGAGCUGUGGGCGCCGCCCAGCAUCGCGUCCCUGCUCACGGCCGCGGUCAUCGACAACAUCCGUCUCUGCUUCCACGGCCUCUCGUCGGCCGUGAAGCUCAAGCUGCUGCUCGGGACGCUGCACCUCCCGCGCCGCACUGUGGACGAGAUGAAGGGUGCCCUGACCGAGAUCAUCCAGCUGGCCACCCUGGACUCGGACCCCUGGGUCCUCAUGGUGGCUGACAUUUUAAAGUCCUUUCCCGACACGGGCUCACUUAACCUCGACCUUGAAGAACAGAAUCCCAACGUGCAAGAUAUUUUAGGAGAACUUAGAGAAAAGGUGGGCGAGUGUGAGGCAUCAGCUAUGCUGCCGCUGGAAUGCCAGUACCUGAACAAAAAUGCCCUGACCACCCUGGCUGGACCCCUCACACCCCCGGUGAAGCACUUCCAGCUGAAAAGGAAGCCCAAGAGUGCCACACUGCGAGCAGAGCUCCUGCAGAAGUCCACCGAGACCGCCCAGCAGCUGAAGAGGAGCGCGGGGGUGCCCUUCCAUGCCAAGGGGCGGGGGCUGCUCCGCAAGAUGGAUACGACAACCCCACUCAAAGGCAUCCCAAAGCAGGCGCCAUUCCGCAGCCCCACCACCCCCAGCGUCUUCAGCCCUGCCGGGAACCGGACCCCCAUCCCGCCGUCGAGGACACCACUGCGGAAGGAGAGGGGUGUGAAGCUACUCGAUAUCUCUGAGCUGGACAUGGUUGGCGCUGGCCGAGAGGCAAAGAGAAGAAGAAAGACUUUAGACACAGAGGUGGUGGAAAAGCAAGCCAAGGAAGAGACCGUUGUGGAGAAUGCCACCCCAGACUACGCGGCUGGCCUGGUGUCCACACAGAAACUCGGAUCUCUGAACAGUGAGCCGGCACUGCCCUCUACCAGCUACCUGCCAGCCACGCCCAGUGUGGUCCCAGCGUCCUCCUACAUUCCCAGCUCAGAGGCCCCGCCUGCGCCACCCUCCCGGGACGCCAGCCUGCAGGCCAGCCGACAACCUGAGGAGCCCAGCACCCCGAGCCCCACGCUCCCAGCCCAGUUCAAGCAGAGAGCACCCAUGUACAAUAGCAGCCUGACCCCAGUCACGCCCACGCCCGCGUCCGCCACCCCAACUUUGCCCCUGACACCUACCACGCCUCCGGCCGUCGCCCCUGCAGCCCAGACACCCCCAGUGGCCAUGGUGGCCCCGCAGACCCAGCCCCCAACCCAGCAGCAGCCCAAGAAGAACCUGUCCCUCACGAAGGAGCAGAUGUUUGCCGCACAGGAGAUGUUCAAAACAGCCAACAAAGUCACGCGGCCCGAGAAGGCCCUGAUCUUGGGCUUCAUGGCAGGUUCCCGAGAGAACCCGUGCCAGGAGCAGGGGGACGUGAUCCAGAUCAAGUUGAGCGAGCACACGGAGGACCUGCCCAAGUCGGACGGCCAGGGCAGCACCACCAUGCUGGUGGACACAGUGUUCGAGAUGAACUACGCCACGGGCCAGUGGACGCGCUUCAAGAAGUACAAGCCCAUGACCAACGUGUCCUAGCUGGCCGCCGCCCGCAGCCCCGCGCCCUGCCCACCACAGCCCCUCAGCCACCUCUGUGGGCCUUGACUCCGCGGGGCUCCGAGAAACAGACAGAUGGACAGCUGGCUGGGUGCGGUCCUCCACCCAGCCUCCCGGACAUGUGGCCGAGCCCCAGCCUAUUUAAGUUUUUAGAUUAAUUUCUCUGGGGUGUUCUGGGCUUAUUUUUUAAAUUUUAAUAUGGGUUUUUUUUGUGUGAUUGAAGAUGCUUUUUCGGAUUUAAUAUUACAUUUUUGAGCAUUAACCUGAACAGUCACAUCCGUUCCUAAUUUUAGCUGCAGCGCUGCCUGUUAGCCUUUUCCUUUUUUUUUUUUUUUACUUAGAGGAAUUCCACUGGCCGGGUGAGGGGUCCUGCUCGCUGCGACGCCCUCCCCCUCAGGUUGAGGGGACCAAAGGCCCGGGCACCGGGAUGGGGAGUAUGGAUCCCCUGGGGUCGUCCACCGCCAGCACCCACCCCGCACCCACUGGGAGUUUUGUAUUUGUCUUUUGUAUAGCUAUGAACAAUUCAGACCACUCUUCGGUCCCUAUUUUCACUGUAAAACAAUCUGAAUAAUUAAAGUUGAGCUUUUCUGAGAACGCCUGGACUGGGUUUCCGGGCAGCCCGCCCAUCCUUUGUUGUUGCCAUGCCCCCAGCCUGGACCCACACCACCCCCUGGGUGCCCUUCCUGGUACCAUUUCACCUUGAAUGCCAAUUUUGGAACCAGGUUCACUUUUUUUAAAAAGUAAAAUUUUUUUCAGAGUAAUGCAGACUGCAGCUGCCCCUCUCAUCGCCGUCCCACUGUCUGUCACCCAAAGCUGCGUGGCAUUCAAAGGCAGAGUGAUUCCACUCUGAAGAUGGGGGCCCACCUGGCUCUGGGUCGCAAGCACUGGAGGAUGGUGGGACCAAGGCCUCGGUGACCCACAACCCUCCAGAACUAGAAACAAAGUCCCAAACUUUAACACAUAACCUCACAUACAAAUAAGUUUAAGAAAAAAGCCUUUAAAAUUUUUUUAAUACAAAAAUAUUCAUACACCAUUUUCCAAACACAACUUUCCACUUUAAAUGCUAUUUUUUCCCCAACUGGCAAUUCUCAGAUCUACAUUUCAGUAUAUUCCCCCCAAAAGUGAACUUCAAGUUUUCAAACCUAACUAUCAAAACUGGUGGCAGCACCGAUAUUCCUAAAAGGCGCUAUGGCCGGGGCUUACGUGGUGGAGGAAGUUUAGACACCAAUAGGCACAUUUAAGUUUAUAUUUAAUCUCUGACAGGGCGGUUCACAUCUCAACAGGGUAUGGGGUACACGAUGCCCAGCGAGACGGUGUCUCACUGAUGGGCAUUCACCGAGGACUCCUCGUGGGGGCUCUCGGGGGACCAGGACAUUUGGCAACUGACAGUUUUUUGCAUUAACUUUAAUGGAACAGGUUUAAUUCCUAAAGGUGGUUCUGGAAGAUGGAUGAUACGUUAUGGUUUAGAUAUAAAGAUAAAUACUUCAGAGCAGUCGGAGCGCAGAGCUGAGUGUGCAGAGCCCAGGUGGCAUUGGCUGAGGACCACCGGGGAACUUGGCCCAGGCUCAGGCUCUGUGGGAUUCCUCGUGGGGGAACAGCUUUUGGUGCCAGCCUCGUCUCCCAUCAGUGAGCAGGGGUUAGUUACCGCAGCAGACCCACGCAUCUGGCCUGUACAGUUCUGAGGGGCACCACGUUUGUAAAGAGGCUCCCCUACUGGCACAGGGAGACCCUACAGCAUGUGUGUUUUAACAGUGCUUACGUGCUCGGGGUGCUGGCUGCCUUGCACGAGUGUGCAUGAGUGUGCACUUGAUGCCGAUUCUCGAGCUGACUCUCGAUGCCACGGCGUUCUAAGGUGUUGAGGCAGUUUUUGUUUUCUCAGUAGUGACAAAGGAUCGAAGCUCAGUCACAAAAUCACCGAAUCCUCAAAAACAAAAUCUCCCCCAAACACCUAGAACAGAGCAGGCCGGUCAGAGCGCAAGCCACGUCCACACACGGCUGUCAGCUCCAAACCAUAUUUUUACUCAGAUUUUAUAAGCUAGGCUUCUCAAGAUUUUCAAAGUUAGUGUUAUUUUCUCAUUAGCUUAGCAGGUUUUAGAAACGGGAACCAUACUUAAAAUAAUUCUUGCGGUAUUUCUUUCAGAAAUCAUAAAGAGAAUUUGGAAAUACAUCAAAGUGAGUCAAAACUCAAGAUUUUACUACUGUCAAAUACAGUAAAAGUUAACCUGUUUCCCAAAGUGCACUGCAAACCAACUCAGAUUCCCUAACUUACGCCGAGUUCCUUCAGCUGGUAGGAUGGGAGCUUUUGGACAAAACGUCAGCUUGUACCUGUGAGAGGCGCCCCGGGUUCUCCCCGUGGGCCCGUCUGGGCAGGUGCUGCCCAGGCGCCGCCUGAACCUGGGCUGGAAAGGUCCUGGCAGAGGUACGGGAGUGCUGCCUGGCUCGUCACUUUGUAACACCCUUUCCCCCUUUUGUGCAUAAGGAGCAUAAAUAGAGCUCUGGGGGGAAUGCCCCGCAGAAGCUGCGUUUAUCAGGCGAGGACGGCUCCAGAGGUAACUAGCCUGUACAUUUACAAGUAGUCAACUGGUUCGUAGUUUUUUGUUCCUUUUGGUCCCACGUAUGGUUACUUUUCAGGACCACAGGCAGGGCAGCCACCAGUCAGCACAACUCUAGUCAGUGUGCAGGGAAAUGUCUGGGUGUGUCCAGGGCCCUGCACACCAGAGGCAGAUUCUCCGGGGCCCUGGAGCCCACGAGGAACAUGGCUUCCCAGAGUGCAAGCUCGUAGAAUCAGAGGAGCUAACAAGUCUUCAGCCCAGAUAUUUACUGCAAUUUUAUAAGACAAAAAAAAAAAAAAGAGAAAUGGACCCAAGACCUCAGUAGAAA
Molecule: messenger RNA, 4597 nt
Organism: Loxodonta africana (African savanna elephant)
Lineage: Eukaryota; Metazoa; Chordata; Mammalia; Proboscidea; Elephantidae
Gene: NELFA
Product: negative elongation factor complex member A
Exons: 11
Coding region: 95-1699 (534 amino acids)
Biological process (GO): negative regulation of transcription elongation by RNA polymerase II
Cellular component (GO): NELF complex
Source: RefSeq, a predicted model, not a curated record